Messenger RNA from Drosophila montana, 8317 nucleotides. RefSeq names its product ubiquitin specific protease 10 (gene Usp10). The coding region runs from base 514 to 5355 and encodes 1613 amino acids. The transcript is spliced from 10 exons. Gene Ontology annotation, biological process: regulation of autophagy; protein deubiquitination; DNA damage response, signal transduction by p53 class mediator. Gene Ontology annotation, molecular function: transcription cis-regulatory region binding; cysteine-type deubiquitinase activity. NCBI's taxonomy places the organism in Eukaryota, Metazoa, Arthropoda, Insecta, Diptera, Drosophilidae. Gene Ontology annotation, cellular component: cytosol; nucleus. The record is from RefSeq and is a predicted model, not a curated record.
ACUAGCAAAAGAAAAGAAAUAAAAGAAUUUUUUUGUUGCACAUGCAAAUAAAAUAAUUAAGUGUUUGUGCAAGCGCUAACAAUUUGUAUAAUACAGAUUUCCAUACUAGUGCGUGUGCGGGUGGCGCAAGCAGGGAGCAACAGUGUUAAUUAGAUCAGCAGCCGACGCGACAAAAGCGUAGUGGAAAAAUUGCCUACAGAAUUCGUCGUGUCAUUAAGAAAGAAAAAAAAAGUGCCGCGGCAAGUGAAACUAAAACGCGUAUUAUUCAUUGGCAGUAGCCGCCAGUCGCUCUGUCAAAAGGCCGCCCGCACGCAUAAAACAUGAAAGAUUUGCUACAGAACUGAAUUACGAUUGCCUGACCAUUAAAGUAAAAACUUCAAUGUUUGGCGUUAGUAGUGUUCAUGUGCUGUGCAUAUCCUGAGUUACGUUCAGAAACGCCAAAACCAAUUCAAUUGCACCGACAGUCGUCAGAGUUGUCAACUGCGUUGCAAGUGUAGCGCAGUCGUUCCAAUUAUGGCGCAGCAAACGCAGCCGGUUGCCCAGCAGCAGCAACAGCAGCAACAGCAACAGCAGCAACAGCAACAGCAGCAACAACCGCCGCCAGCAGCGACGCCAGUGUCGACACCAACGACGCCACAGCCGCCGCCCAUUAACAAUACCAACAACAGCAUUGUCUCACCAUCCAACAACAACGGUAGCACUCUGACUUCUGUGCCCGUCUACAAUCAACAGCCACAAACUCUGCAUAUGCCAGCUGCAUAUGGAGCGCAUCAUCCACACAUGUCGCAAGGCGCACACGGUCCUGUGUUCCAUCAUUCUGCGAUGAUACCAGCGCCCAUACCCAACAAUGUUUUUGUGAACAAUGUGACCGCCAAUGUGAAUCUCCAUGGCUGGCCACACACCUAUAUGCCAGGGGGCGGAGCUCCACCCCAUUAUGUGAGUGCACAUGGCGAGCUGCCACCGGAGCAGGGCAAUCCGUUAAUGCAACAGCUACCGCCAAUCCCGCUCCACCAGAUUAAUCCGAAUGGGCACAUUCCGUCCGGUAUGGGUGGACGCGGUCGUGGACGUGGCCGUGGACGCGGCGGUGGUGGACAACGUCGCAAUGAUUAUCACGGACAGCGGCACAUGCAACAGCAACUGCAGUUGCAACCCCCACAGCAACAGCUACCACCAGAGAGCGCAAGCCCCGCGCCAAGCGCCAUGCAAUUGCAGCCGGAUCAGAUGGGUCAGCAAUUGGCACCACCACCGUCGGCAGAGGCACAGUUGCAGCCAAUGUCCUACUAUGCGCCGCAGCCGUACGCUGCAUAUGGCGGAUAUCAGGCCGCAUACUUUGCGCCGCAUCAUGGCCCAAUACAAGCUCCGCCAAAUGCAGCAGCUGCUGCACAUCAGGCCACGGGCACGCCUCUGUAUUUUUCACAUAUGCCACUGUACAAUGGAGCACAGAUGUACAACUACAUGGGCGGCUAUUUCUAUCAGCAAGUGUUGCCCCAGUCCGAGUAUCAAUACGUGUCCGACGACGGUGGCCAAGCCCAGGGCGCCGUUGUUGAUGAGCGGCAGGCGCAGUUGUGGCAUCCAGCACAUAUGUAUGCCGAAGAUUAUCCGGAAGUGGCGCAAGCGAAUGGCGAUGAACUCAACCACAAUAGUUCCUCGCUGGCCUCCUCCGAAACGUCCAGCAUGUUGAGUCCCAACUAUCCCAUUUACGAUACCCAGCAAAUACACGAGAUCCAGCAGCAAAUGGGUGUUAUGCAGAUCUACGAUGAUGGUCAGCUCGCGCCCCUACAAGCAAUGCAUCCAGUAGCCGGUCCAGUGCCACAGUAUGAUGAUGAACUGUCGGACUGUGGAGCUGCGCCCGUUGGUGCCAUACCUGUCGCUUGGACACUGCCUGAUGCUCAGCCGCCGACAAUGCUGGUACAGGCAGCCCCUCCACAUCAUAUCAUUCAACCGCAGCCGCAGCCAACAAUUUGUAUCGAACAGCAUCAGCAGCAACAGCUGCCAGCUCAUCCUCCUCAAACGGAAACACCCACCCCACAAGUCCCACAGGAAGCAUUGGUUGAUAAAUCGCUGCUCACCAACAACAAUAAUAAUAACAACAACAUCAGCAGCUCCAACGAGGCGGCUUUGGAUGAGACACUGAUUGCCAACAGCGAGAAGCAGCAGCAGCAAUUUGAGCUUGAAUAUCAACAGCAACAGCAGCAACUGCAGCAACUUGAUAAACGUCAACAGCCAGCCAAUUUGGUAGUAUCCAUUGCCACUGUAGCGCCCCAACUGCAGGUGCAGCAGCAACAGCAGCAAGCUGCAGCGCCACCGCAGCAACAUCAGCAGCAACAAACUUCGCCAGUUGUGCCCCAGCAGCAACAGCAGCAGCAGCAGCCGCCGCCGCCGCCGCCGGUGCAACAACAACAGCAACAAACACAGCCAGCACACACGCCCAGUCUCAGUGAGCAACAUGCACAGCAGCAACACGCCCAUCAGCAUCAGCAACAACAGCAGCAGCAGCAGCAGCCGCCUCAGCAGCAACAGCGCAAGCCACCUCAGCAGCAAUACAACAACAACUCACAACAGCAAGUGCGUCGCAAAUACUCCUCGGAGUACAAUCAUCAACAGCAACAGCAACAUCAUCAUCACCAUCAGGGCAGCAGCGACACUGCCAUACAAACCACCAAGACAAUGUCGUGGACAAACUCCGCACAGCACAAGAAGUCCACGCAGUCGGUGGCGGUCACUGCCUCGCCAAAUACUGUAAACAACGGCGCUAAUGUUGCUGCUGCUGCUGCCAGUGGUGCUGCAGCUGCACCACCAAGUGUUGGCGGCGGCUUCAAUAAGCAGUCAACCGGUGUUAAUGCUGGCAUCUACAGUCAUCCUACUAAAACCUACACCAAUCAGCAGCACUAUCAGCAACAGCAGCAGCACUACCAAACCAGCCACAACAACAGCAACAGUGGCAGCAGCAAUAAUAACAGUAACAACAACAACAACAACAGUAACAACAACAACAACAGUAACAACAACAACAGUAACAACAACAACAACAACAACAAUAAUAAUCAGCCACAAAUGCGCACAUAUGGCACUAUGAAAGUGCCCUCCUCGCCUGUGGCAAGCACAGCUCCGCCGCUGGAGCGCAAAAUCAGUGGCCAGCAACAGCAGCAGCUAAGCAGCAACAAUGCGGCAACAACAACAGCAACUACCUCAACGGCAAGCAUAACAGCAACGCCUCAUCAGUUUCAACAACAGAUGUCCACUGAAAGUCAGUCAAAUAGCACAAACAAUGCAUCUGUGCUGUCUCAGCAGCAGCAACAACAGCAGCAGCAGCAACAGCAGCAACAUGGUCAUAACCAAUACGCUCCAGCUGCCAAAUCCUAUGUGAACUAUGGAGCCAAGAACAAGUACGGCACACAAAACUUCAGUGCAGAUACAUCCUUCAGCGCAGCUGCAGCUCCUGUGUCUGUGCAGCCGGCGCUUAAUUUGGCGCCACCAGCGCCGCCUGCCUCGCAGAACAACACCAGCGCAGACAGCGGACAACCAUCGUGGGCCAGUCUGUUUUCCAACAAGAAGCCUGUGGCCAAAGUGGCGCCCUAUGAUGGUAACAAGGCACAGCAGCAACCACAUCAGCAGCAGAUGCAGCAGCAACCACAUCAGCAGCAUCUGCAGCAGCAACAGCAGCAGCAACAGCAGCAGCAACAGCAACAGCAGCUGCAGCAGCAACAUCAUCCGCAGCAGCAGCAGCAACAACAGCAGCCGCAGUUGCAACUGGCGCCACCACAGCAACAACCACAGCAAUUGCCUGCCCAGCAACAUCAGCAACAGUCACAGCAGCAACUGCCAUUAACACCGCCAACACAGAGCCUGCCCAGCGUGCAUCAUCAUCAAUUGCAAUCACCAACGCCAGUGCCAGCGCCAACUGUGCCGCUUAUCACACCCGGCACACUCUCGUAUUCGGCGGCUUCGGCACAGGCAGUGCCCGCCGUGGCUGCUCCCGCCUCUGCAGCUGUCAAGCCGCUGAAAGCGGAGCCGAUGCGUGCCGCUCAACUAGAUGAGUGGACAAACAAAUAUGCUGAAUUUCUGACACGUCAAAAAACUAAUCUGGCGCCCGUCAGUCUGCGGCCGCGUGGUCUGACUAAUCGUUCCAAUUAUUGCUAUAUCAACUCCAUACUUCAGGCGCUGCUUGGCUGUUCGCCUUUCUAUAAUCUGAUGCGUUCCAUACCCAAGCAGGCGGCGGUGCUGAGCGAGGUCAAGACACCCACCGUGAAUGCCAUGAUGUCAUUUAUGAGCAACUUUUCAUCACUGCCUGGCGGUACCCGCUUGCGUUUGAAUAACAACAAAGCUGCCCAGAUUAAGGGCAAGGAUGAGUUUGCUGGCGUUGAUUUGCAGUGCGAUCUUGCCUUUGAGCCCACUGAAAUAUACAAACUGUGGAAUGACAGUCGUGAGGAGCACGUGGAAGGCAGACAAGAGGAUGCCGAAGAGUUUUUGGGCUAUGUGCUCAACAAGCUCAACGACGAGAUGCUCGAGGUUAUCAAGUUGAUUGCAAAGCCAAAUGCCCAACAAAAUGGCGAGGAACAGGAACAAGAUACCGAGGAUGGCGGAGAUGUUUGGCAGAUGAUUUGCAAUAAUCGCAACAAGGGCAGCGUUACUCGCCAGACGGACUUUGGACGUACCCCGCUCAGCGACAUCUUUCGUGGAGAACUGCGUUCCCGACUUCAGCGCGAAGGCGAACACUCUACGGAUGUUAUACAGCCGUUCUUUACACUGCAACUAAACAUUGAGAAAGCCGCUUCAGUGAAGGAGGCUCUUGAGAUACUCGUUGGUCGUGAUCAGCUGGAGGGCGUCACUGGUAGCAAGACCAAACAGGAGGUGGUCGCCUGGCAGCAAAUGACGUUGGAAAAGUUGCCCAUCGUUUUGAUAUUGCAUUUAAAAUACUUUGACUAUAGGUCCGAUGGCUGCACAAAGAUAUUGAAAAAGGUUGAGUUCCCAGUGGAACUCAAAAUCGAUGCCAAGAUACUUGGAUCGAAGAAGACAUCGCAAAAGCAGCGCGCCUACCGUUUGUUCGCUGUGGUCUAUCACGACGGCAAAGAAGCCUCCAAGGGUCAUUAUAUAACGGAUGUGUUUCAUACCGGCUACAAUAGCUGGCUGCGCUACGAUGAUAGUUCAGUGAAGCCGAUCGGCGAGAAGCAAGUGCUGCAGCCGCACACGCCGCGUGUGCCUUAUCUACUCUACUAUCGCCGUUUCGAUACCCUGCCACAGAUGCAGACGAGCAAUGGCGCCGGCGCUGGAAGCACAGUAGGAGCCACCAAUGCCCAUGCCUCGGCCAGUGCCGCAUCUACCACAUCAGCUGCAAACUCAGCGAAUAAUAAAUGAAACUAAGUUGUCAAAAUAAUGGCAUACCCAGCCUAAGGGCAUGCCAGAGUUUGAUUUUUUAUGCAUAUACAAUUUGAACGGUUAUAUUAUAUAUUUAAAUGCCUAUGUUUAAGCCCAAAGUCCAAAGCGCAUGUACGUGUGAAUGGUAGUUGUAUUUGUGUGGUGAAUGCGUGUGUGUCUAAGUGUGUCUAAGUUUAAUAAAUACAAAAAAACUCCUAGUUGGUAAGCUUUAGCCGUAGCCCUAAGUUGAUAACAGUUUAGUUGUGCAAGAAAGCAAACAAACCAACAAUUCGUUGAAACGAAAUCUUUGUACAAAAUUAGCGCAUGGUAUGGCUAAACUAAACAGCGAGCAAAUUAUCAUAUACAUAUACUAUAUAAGUAAGUUUCAUAAAUUUGAGCCAGCCAAUAUUUGUAAAUCCCAUUUGGCGCCUCAACCUAUUCAAAAUGGCACAAAGAAGCAGAAGCGUGCAUAUAAUAGAUAGUUGUAGACCUCUUCGAUAUGACAAACAUUUAGAGCUCUAUAUGUACAUACGUAGCAUACAUAUAUGAUACAUAUAUAACUAAAAUUGUAGAGUUUAAUUUUCUUUGUAAUUGUUUAUAGCAUGCAUUUAGGCGCCAGAGCAAACAAUCUGCCUUGCAUCCAGUUAAAACCACAAUAUAUAUUGAAAUGCUUUGAAUAUGCUUUAAAGGAAAAACAAAUCUAUCUUUUGUAUACAAUACAAGACAUGCAAACACAUGAAUACAUAGCAUUAUUUUGUGUAUAAGUCGAAAUAAGUGAACCACAGAAACGAGAAAAAAGGAAAUUAGCGCGAUUAUUUUAUAAUUUAUAUAGUUUGUUGCUUAGUUAGAUCCCAAAUUCAUUUUAAAUUCAUAUAAUUAUAUAUAUAUAUAAAUAUACUUUUAUGAAAACUGUUUGCACCAAUUAUGAUAUUUUAUUGUCUGUUGCGACAAAUCGUGGAAUUGGCUUACAUAUAGUUAAAAAUAUAAUUUUUAUUUAUAAGAAAUGCUAAGAGUUAUGUCAACUACAUUGUCAACUUUCAUGUUUCGUUAACAAUUACAACUAAUCAAGAAUUCUAGUUGCAUAUGGAGUUAAUAUAAAUUAGCUGGCAAACAUAUACAUACACAUGCAUAUAUUAUUUUCUAAUUCAUAUACCAUACAUAUACUAUAAAUAACGUGCCAAUGUUAAAAUUCGAUAAAAUUACAUCAAAAAAAGAAAGCAUGAAAGAAGUUAGUGUCCAAAACAAUAACUUUUUGAUACUUUUGUGUAGUCAGUGACUUCUCAAAGGGAUAUUGUUAAAAUUAUUUACAACUAGUUACAAACUUUUGUUGAAUUAAGUUUUAUAUUUGAUAAUCGAUGUCUAUAUAUACAAACGAGAAAAAUCUAUGAAAAAGCAAGGAAAUGCGCUGAUUUACGAUUGUUAGGACUAUAAUGUAAUCAUAGGCAAAUCCGCACCUAAAAGUUACACACUUAGUUUGUCUUAUAUAAAGAAACAGUUUCAGAAAAACAAGAGGAAGAUUAAAAAUUUUAUGAAUUUACAUUUGGCGCAAAAUCUUUUUUAUUGAUUUCUUUUUAAAAUUACGAAUGAUGUUUAUUUGAAACUUCUCGAAACUCAAGUAAAUGCCAGCGCAAUUCGAUCGUAAAAAUAGCAAGAAACCUUUAAAUAUUAUAAUAUGGAUAUAAUGUUAUGCAUUGUCAUACAUAUAUGUAUAUAUAUAUCUAUAUUACAAUAUAUAUGUAAAUUAAGAAACAUAUAUUUUGAUGUUAAACAUAUAUGAAUUAAUUGUAAGCCAAAUUAUAGCAAAACAUUUUUUUCUAUAGAAAUUUUACAGCGUCUGCGCUUUGCUAGUUACAAAUAGGUUCCUAAAAAUACGAGGAAUAUUACAAAAAAAUUAUAUAUAUAUAUAUAAAAACUAAACUGACAUAUAUGAAAAGCAAAACAAAAACUAAGAAGCAUGAUAAAGUAACGGUAAACAAAAGCAACAACAAUAAUAUUAGGACUUGUAGUUUAAAGCCAAGCUAACAACAUAUUAAACGUAAACAAAAUUAUACAUACACAUACAUACAUAUAUAUAUAAAUUAAAUUUAUACUAAAAAAAAGAGAAAAAAAAAUACAAAAAAAAAACUAAUGUCAAAGCGAUGGAAAUUUAGUGGAAAUUUUCACUUUACAUAUAUUUUUUCAAGCGAAAUUAAAAUGUUUAACAUACAUCGCGUAUAUAAAAAGCAACCGAAACUAAAGACGUAAUAGUUAUAUAUUUUUGUCAAGCAUUUGUUUUUUUUUUUUUAUAUAUUAAUGGUAUACUCCAGAAACCCAAUUGUAAAUUCACAUCAAAUAUUACAUUUGAUUGUAUUAAAUUAGUUUUCAAAUUUUUCAUACCUUUAUAUUUUUUUUAAAAUUGUGUUUUAUGCGAAUUUUGUUGCCUUUUCUUUUAAUAUGGCUUUUGGCGCUACGGCAAAUUUGAUUGCCCUCAUAUAUGUUUUAGUUAUUAAGUAGUUUCUAAGGCUGUGUGACUAACUAAAUACAAAUUAAUCAUUGUUUAAGCCGAAUCAUCAUGGAAAGAAUCAUUGUGUUGACAUUGCCUGACAAUUUUUGUUUACCUUUGUUUUCCAGUUAUUGAGAUAAAUGUUGUGACCCUAGAAGGAAUGAAAGUAAAAUAAACGAGAAUUGGCAAGUGCACUUACUAAACGUAUAAUCGAAAAUACGAUAAACAAAUAAGAUAUACAUACAAGAAAAUAAACAAAACAACAUUAAGUGAAUAGUAAGCUAAAAAUAAAAAAUAAACGGCAUGCAAACCUAACGUUAAAGUUAAAGUUAAAUGUUUUGUAAUAAUUUUCUAAUACGAAGAAGAAAAACACGAAGCAAUUUUGAAUAUACAAACUUCAACACAAAUACAAAUAGAAAUAGAAAACAAAAAAAAAACGAAACGAAUAUUAAGACAUUCAAAGACGUUAACCAAGCGAAA